Molecule: messenger RNA, 1448 nt
Organism: Penaeus monodon (black tiger shrimp)
Lineage: Eukaryota; Metazoa; Arthropoda; Malacostraca; Decapoda; Penaeidae
Product: phosphoribosyl pyrophosphate synthase-associated protein 2-like
Biological process (GO): 5-phosphoribose 1-diphosphate biosynthetic process; purine nucleotide biosynthetic process
Cellular component (GO): cytoplasm; ribose phosphate diphosphokinase complex
Molecular function (GO): magnesium ion binding; ribose phosphate diphosphokinase activity
Source: RefSeq, a predicted model, not a curated record
GAUUUACAGAGCAGGAACAACCAUGGAUACCAGUCGUGGCAGUAAAGAGAUGGUUCUUCUGGCAGGGAACUCUCACCCAGAGCUGGCACAGCUGAUUGCUAGCCGGCUAGAAGUGCCCGUAGGUCGAGCAGAAGUGAAGGAAAUGGCCAAUCGAGAAACAAGUGUAGAGAUCAUGGAGUCAGUGAGAGAGAAGAGUGUUUACCUCAUUCAGACAGCCAACCCCAAGGAUGUCAACAAUAACAUCAUGGAACUUCUCAUCAUGGCAUAUGCUUGCAAGACAUCCUCAGCACGCAACAUUGUAGGAGUAAUCCCAUACCUACCAUACUGCAAGCAGAGCAAGAUGAGGAAGAGGGGCUGCAUUGUAUCCAAGUUGCUAGCCAAGAUGAUGUAUAAGGCAGGGUUGACUCAUGUCAUUACAAUGGACCUACAUCAAAAAGAAAUUCAGGGAUUCUUUGAGUGCCCAGUGGAUAAUCUGCGUGCAUCCCCCUUCCUUCUACAGUACAUCCAGGAGUGUAUUCCUGACUAUCGUAAUGCAGUUAUUGUGGCGAGAGAUCCAGGAUCAGCCAAGAAAGCCACAUCAUAUGCUGAGCGUUUAAGGCUAGGAAAUGGCAUUGCAGUUAUUCACGGAGAACAGAAAACCAAUGAAGAUGAACAAGCUGAUGGUCGAAACUCCCCUCCUUUAGUUGAGCAUUCACGAAUAAUGGAUGUGGGUGUUGGUGUUCCUGCUCUGGCAGCGAAAGAAAAACCUCCUAUUAAUGUUGUUGGAGAUGUAGGAGGUCGUAUUGCUAUCAUGGUGGAUGACAUGAUAGAUGAUGUUGCUUCAUUUGUGGCUGCUGCAGAAGUGCUUAAAGACCGUGGUGCAUACAAAAUAUAUGUCAUGGCAACACAUGGUCUUUUGUCCUCGGAUGCUCCACGUCUUAUAGAUGAUUCACCUAUUGAUGAGGUUGUUGUCACAAACACAGUUCCUCAUGAAAUCCAGAAGAUGCAGUGCCAUAAGAUCAAGACAGUAGACAUCAGUAUACUCCUGGCAGAGUCCAUUCGCAGAAUCCACAACAAUGAGAGCAUGAGCUACCUCUUCCGAAAUGUAACACUAGAAGAUUAAGACCUGUUUGUUAACUUUAUCUUUGAUUCAAGACCAUAUGUAUGGGUGGCAUAACCUUUUUUAUGUGACUACAUGCUACUACAUGAGGUGAAAUUUAGAUAUAAAAAGUUGAUAUUUUCUGUCAUGUAGUCCCUUUAACUUGCUAUAUAAAGAAAGAAAUGAGUGUCUAUGUGAUACCUUUAUUUUUUCACAAAAUUAGUCUUAUAUAAAUUUUUUUUUAAAUGUUUCUCAGAUAGAGUAUAAGUAGUGAUGGAAUAACGUUAGUAUGUAAUAACACAUAUUGUUAGUAGGAAACUGGUAUAUCUUGCGAUAAUGAUAAUUCAGAAGAGAAUAUAAGAUAUAUAUA